AUGAACGAAGUGUUAUUGUCAGUAAAGAAUGCAUCUGGAAGAAAAGUGAGCUUAUUGAAUACGAGUGAUGAAGAGGAAGUAGCUAGUAGACUGUCCACAUCGCCUACAUCACCUACGUCGCCCACUGCGGAUGACUGGCAACAAGAUGCACAGUUAUCGAAAAGGAAAUAUCAUUGUAUAGAACCUGGAUGUCAUAAGAGUUUCACAACAAGUGGGCAUUUAGCUCGACAUAACAGGAUUCACACAGGAGAAAAAAACUUUCCCUGUCUCUUUCCUGGUUGCCAGUCUAGAUUUUCACGUCAAGACAAUAUGAUGCAGCAUUAUAGAACACACAUGUCACCAAAGUCCAGAAGAAGUCAAAAGAGAGGAAUGGGUGUAGAUGAAGUUCGACCCAGACCUCGUCUUCAUGCUCAUCACCGUAUAAAAUCAGACCCAGUUCAAGUAGAACCACCAUUAACCAUUGACCAACAUCUUUCCAACUACCACGAAUCAUUAAGGGCUUCACCAAGUACACCUCAUUUUUCAUCACCAUUACGAUUUGAUUUUCCCGUACCUUUAUCAUCUAUAGCAAGGACCCCUUCUAGCUUGAAAAAGAAAGUACAAGAUACACCUUCACCUACUCUAAGUAACGCAUCAUCUUCAUCUGCUCACCAUAUUAUACAAGAGAGUGGGUCAUCUAGACCAAGUUCACCCGAAAAUAGUGAACAAGUGACACCGAAUCUUAGCCCUUCUAAUUCUUCUACCUCUACCCUUUUUUACCAACAUCGUCCCUUAACUUUCACAAGACCACAAAAUUCAGGUUUCCCGUACACAUUACUUCAUCCUGCACAACAACAAGGGGUAGAGGAAGGUAACGUCACACCAAAUCAAACUAGUGAGAAAUAUCCUAAACAGCAUGAAGAGCCCAAAGAUGAUCCGAUGGAUGAAGACGACGACAAUAAAUCUCCUUCGGGUGGUGGCUUGCAUCAACUAGCUCACAUCGUGUCUACUUUUGGUUAA
Messenger RNA from Mucor mucedo, 999 nucleotides. RefSeq lists its product as uncharacterized. NCBI's taxonomy places the organism in Eukaryota, Fungi, Mucoromycota, Mucoromycetes, Mucorales, Mucoraceae. Gene Ontology annotation, molecular function: RNA polymerase II cis-regulatory region sequence-specific DNA binding; DNA-binding transcription factor activity, RNA polymerase II-specific. The record is from RefSeq and is a predicted model, not a curated record. Gene Ontology annotation, cellular component: PcG protein complex; transcription regulator complex. Gene Ontology annotation, biological process: regulation of transcription by RNA polymerase II. Bases 1 to 999 code for a protein of 332 amino acids. The transcript has 2 exons.